AUGCCUUUCCUUGAUGUGCAGAAAAGGCUGAACAUUAACAUAGACCGAUGGUUGACAAUCCAAAGUGCAGAGCAGCCUUAUAGGCUUUCAGCCCGAUGCCAUGCUUUUGAAAAAGAGUGGAUAGAAUGUGCCCAUGGGAUUGGUGGUGCCCAGGCAGAAAAAGAAUGCAAGACUGAGUAUGAUGAUUUCAGAGAAUGUUUGCUUCAUCAGAAAAUGAUUAAACGGAUGGCUGACAUCCAGAAGCAGAGGGACAAGCUGAUAAAGGAAGGGAAGUACACACCUCCACCCCACCACUUGGGCAAGGGAGAGCCCCGGCCCUGA
Molecule: messenger RNA, 321 nt
Organism: Elephantulus edwardii (Cape elephant shrew)
Lineage: Eukaryota; Metazoa; Chordata; Mammalia; Macroscelidea; Macroscelididae
Product: NADH dehydrogenase [ubiquinone] iron-sulfur protein 5-like
Exons: 1
Coding region: 1-321 (106 amino acids)
Biological process (GO): mitochondrial respiratory chain complex I assembly
Source: RefSeq, a predicted model, not a curated record